UAAACAGUGUUUAUUAUGGUAAUAUUUUUAUUGGAAAUAUACUACCUUCAAUAAAUCUGUAAUGCGGAUUAGCAGAAAUAUAAUAGAUUGGAAAAAAAUUACAAAGUGUGUGAAUACUUUGGAGUGUAGGCCUGGCGAUCUACAGUAAACUCCUAGUUCCAAACUUAAAAUUGUCAUUGUACUGUGUGCAGCUUCAGUAAAUCUGCAUCAAAUUCAUCUAAAGGUCAAAAUGGAUCAAGUUUUCAAAGUUGACCCGGUGACUCAGCUGCGGCGCUUUGCAUACUUAGUAACCCCAAAUGAGUCAUCUUUUGAAACUCUCGAAGAAGUUCCAGAUUAUAUCGUAGAGUCACUACCAUACUUCACGAUCUCAGUGAUAUUGGAGGCGGUCAUCAUUGGAAUUCGAGACAAGAAAUGGUUACGUGUGAACGACACAGUUAGCUCUAUUUCUGCAGGAUUGUUAAUGACAGCUGUCAAGACUCUCUUCAAAAGUUUGGAGAUUCUUGCAUACAUUUGGGUUUAUGAGAACUACCGAAUAUUUGAAUUGCCAUGGAACAGUGCAUGGACAUGGGUGAUUUGUAUGUUAACCUUUGACUUUGCCUACUACUGGUUUCAUCGAGCUGCUCACGAGGUCAACGUAUUAUGGGCUGCCCAUCAAGUGCAUCAUAGCUCCGAAGAAUACAACCUGUCGACAGCCCUUCGGCAGUCAGUAGUGCAGCAUUAUACUUCCUGGAUUUUCUAUGUUCCUAUGGCACUUGCUAUUCCAACACCUGUGAUGCUGGUUCAUGCACAAUUUAACCUGCUCUAUCAAUUUUGGAUUCACACCGAGCUUGUGUCGUCCCUAGGUCCACUUGAGUAUAUUCUUAAUACACCAAGCCAUCACAGAGUACAUCAUGGUCGGAACCCUUACUGUAUUGAUAAGAAUUAUGCAGGUACCUUGAUAAUAUGGGACAGAAUGUUUGGCACAUUCCAAGCUGAAGGAGAGAAAGUAGUGUAUGGUUUAACACAUCCACUCAACUCAUGGAAUCCUGUGUGGAUUCAAGUGUGCCAUUUCACCCAUAUUCUCAAGACUGUUUGGACAACUCCAGGCUUUGGGAACAAGCUGUCUGUGAUCUUCAAGGGACCAGGCUGGAUGCCAGGUACACCAAGGUUAGGUAAUCCGGAGGAUAUUCCAAAGGUGAGUGCACCUGUUGAGGUGUACAACCCAGCAAUGUCAGUGUGGUUGCAGUUGUAUGUGGCCUUCCAUUAUUUUGUCAAUCAAGCUGUCUUCACUUUGUACCUGGACAAUCAUCAGUAUAUGGGUUAUGUUAUUGGCCUUGCUUGCUGCCUCUACGUAGUGUAUACACUUACCUGCAUUGGUAGCAUAUGCGAUAAUAAGUGGUAUGCGCCAUUCAUAGAAAUUGCAAGGUGUAUCCUGGUGGUGGGCUUCGACAUGAUCUACCUUUCCAAUAAAAGUGUUCCCGAAUUGUCAUUUUUGCCAUCUUCCUUACGGAAUGGUAUUCAUGCUGGGAGUGUUGUUUUUUGGCUGCUUUUCCUGACACUCAGCAAGACAGAGAAAAUCAAAGAUUCAUAAAAAGGUACCAGGAUUGGUAUUAUUUUAUCAUAGUUUUAUGCAACAUAAGCAAUACCAAUAUUGAAAAUAUUAAAAGUCAUCAUAAUGUGUUAUAUAGGCAUCUUAUGUCACCAAUAUUUGAUUUGAUCUAUCCAAUAUGGUCUCAAAAAACAAAAUAAUAUAAUUAUCAUAUCACAAAAGAGCAUAUCUAGGCCAACAGUGCUGUAUACCUAAAAAAAGGAAAAUUUUACCUAAUUUAGAUUUUCCAAAUACUACAGUUUAAGUACACAUUUCUUGCUGUUGAAGGAUUAGCUAAUACAACAAUAUACAAAUUUAAAAUGUGUAUACAACUAAUCAGUCAUUGAGACAAGAUACUAAUAUAUUAUCUUUAAUCUUGGUAUUUCAGAUAAUGAUUCUUGAAUUUGUUUUAUUUUUUUAAAAUUUUAUUUUUUAAUGAAAAUUUGGUAAGCAAUAGGCUACCUGGGGAGGCCAGAUAGCUAUAUAUUCAUUGUGACUAGUGGCUAUUAUAACUAACCUCCCCCUCAACUAAACUUAAUCUAUAAACAUACAGCAAUAAUGAAAAUAAAUAUAUAAAAUGCAUUCAAGACAGUAAUGGGUUUAAUUUUUCAAAUAUUAAAUUUAAUUAUGUUUAUAUGAGAUUAUAUUUUUCAAUUGUGGUAGUCUGUUCUAUUUUAUAACCAACAUUUUGUGUAUUUCUUGAAAUGCAAACUUACAAAAUUGAUUAGAUAUGCAUAGAAAUAAUUUUGAUAACCAGGAAAUCUAGACAGCCCUACCGGAUUGGAGGAAAAGCCUCUAUCAGUCCCUCCCUUUUUUGGGUAUGCACCUCGCUUGAUUAAUUCUGUGCAUUCCAAAGAAUUACUAGAAUAAUUUUUGUGAUGAUUUUUAACAAUAAACUUAAAAUUAUAUUUUUUUGAUUUGUUAAUCAAUACACAUUUUUAAUUUAUUAUAAAUAAUUAUUUAUCUAAUAUUAGCAGUUUCAAAA
Messenger RNA from Anneissia japonica, 2552 nucleotides. Its product is annotated as alkylglycerol monooxygenase-like. The coding region runs from base 230 to 1570 and encodes 446 amino acids. Gene Ontology annotation, cellular component: endoplasmic reticulum. Gene Ontology annotation, molecular function: oxidoreductase activity; iron ion binding. The record is from RefSeq and is a predicted model, not a curated record. The transcript is spliced from 13 exons. Gene Ontology annotation, biological process: lipid biosynthetic process. Lineage: Eukaryota; Metazoa; Echinodermata; Crinoidea; Comatulida; Comatulidae.